AUGUCCCACCCUCAACCCCUUGAACCAAUCGACACACAGCUCCUCUCACAUCCCUCUCCUGAUUGGCUUGAUCGGUUUGUGACUUCACAAUGGGAGGGGGCAGGGCGGAGCGCCGCUGGCCUUUAUAAAGGGGGCCGGGCUGGGGGGUGGAGCUGCUCUGGGCCCCGCCCAUUCCGCAGUCAUUGCACCCGUUUGGUCGGUGCUCGUUUUGCGGUGAAGGGAGAGGGAAGAGGAGGAGACGAGGCGGCGGCGGGUGUGCGGGGCGCCGCUGGGAGAGUCGGAAGUGCCGGGUACAUCACUUCAGGAGCAGCCGUGUGUGAUGGGAAUCCCUUUGAACGUCAUGGGACACUGGCUGCAUUCUUGCUUGUUGGAGACGGUCAUUGUCUGGCAAAAGGGAGAAGCCUGGGGAGAAUGAGACAACACAGCCAAGACGGGCUGAAUGGACCUCCCACACUGGAUCCAUCCUGUGAUUUGGAGAUCGCCAUUCAGCCAAUUCUGCCUGCGCCAGACCGUUGCAGCGCCGCCGGACGCCUCCCGCAGCCCCGCCGGACGCCUCCAACUGGGUUGACUGGACAGACAGGGUUAAACGCGAUUUCUCUUUCACUAAACCAUGAGGACUCUGCCUGA
Messenger RNA from Carcharodon carcharias (great white shark), 627 nucleotides. RefSeq lists its product as uncharacterized. The transcript is spliced from 3 exons. Bases 1 to 627 code for a protein of 208 amino acids. NCBI's taxonomy places the organism in Eukaryota, Metazoa, Chordata, Chondrichthyes, Lamniformes, Lamnidae. The record is from RefSeq and is a predicted model, not a curated record.